CUCCCGAGUUCAGUCGUCUCCUGGCCGGUGUUGAGUGAGGUUGUAUGACGCUACCGCUCCUGGACACUCUCUGUGAACUUUGAACUGUAUUGAACUUUCUCGUUUAGAGCCCACCGUCAUUCACCUACCUUUAAUAAUUGGAAACUGAUCAUAAGAUGGAAGCGUUCAGAUAACGAGGGAGCGUAGUGGGGAAGAUUUGACGUUGAAAUAAAAGUUUUAUUUAAUUUUGACUUCAGCUCUCAUCAUAGUCAAUAGAGAUCAGUUUAACCAUGGGUGGGCAACAGGUGUGGGCGGUGUGGGUGGUGGUGGCGUGUGUGGGUGUGGUGCUGAGCUUCAACGUCGAGACAGAUUAUUUCGUAGUGCACACAGGACCUCCCGACAGCAAAUUUGGAUUCAGUGUCGCCCAACACCGAGACACCGCGGGCAGCUGGGUACUGGUAGGGGCGCCAGAAGCUCAGACACUACAGCCAGAGAUAGAGCGUGGAGGAGCUGUGUACAAGUGUCGCCCAGCCGUCCCGGGCAACUGUGAGCCUAUUGUUUUCGACAGCACCGGUAACCACUGGGAGUCCGGCCGUCAGGUAGACAACAAGAGUCAACAAUGGUUCGGCGCCUCUGUUACCAGCAAGAGCGGCGUUAUAGUGGUGAGUAAACCAAUGAUGUGA
This is a messenger RNA of Homarus americanus (American lobster), 662 nucleotides long. RefSeq names its product integrin alpha-V-like. NCBI's taxonomy places the organism in Eukaryota, Metazoa, Arthropoda, Malacostraca, Decapoda, Nephropidae. Gene Ontology annotation, cellular component: integrin complex; external side of plasma membrane. Gene Ontology annotation, biological process: cell-cell adhesion; cell-matrix adhesion; integrin-mediated signaling pathway. The record is from RefSeq and is a predicted model, not a curated record. The transcript has 4 exons. The coding region runs from base 270 to 662 and encodes 130 amino acids. Gene Ontology annotation, molecular function: integrin binding.